AUUGUGAGGCCCGGUGUCCAGUGUUCAGUUUUACUUCCGGGAGUCGUCUGACGAACAUACGUAAUUUGCACGACGUCUGAAAAGGGGGCCGUGUCUAGGGGCUUGCGUUGCUGUACGUACGUGCGUUAUUCUGCGGACACUACACGUUUUCGUUAGCCAUAGUCGUAAACAACCGGACAUAAUGAAGACAGGAGUCAGCCCGGUGGAUGUCGCAGUCGGACUGCUGGUACCGAUAGCUGCGUACCUGCUGUUUGUAGUGGCCAAGUUCCUGCAGAAAUACUGGCGGGAUUUCAACGUCGGGAGACAGUUUCCCUCCCUUCCCUACCACUGGCUGUACGGCAACACACACCUGACUGAUGGCCAUUUCGGUGAGAAGUACCUGUCCUCGUCAGUCGAUCUCAUGAAGAAACACCCCCAUGCCCAGACCUUCUGGCUGUCUGGCUUCAUGCCCUUGCCCAUUUUAACCCACCCGGUAACCAUCAAGCAGCUUCUAAAGGCUUCCACUCAGAAGUCUAUGGACUAUGAUCAACUACGGCCGUGGUUGGGUAACGGCCUGAUCAUGAGUACUGGUGACGUGUGGAAGGUUCACCGCCGUCUCCUCACGCCUGCCUUUCACUUCGAUAUCCUCAAACAGUACGUCUGUGUCUACAACAGGGCGGCGGAACACAUGAUGGAAAAACUUUCCCAGUACACUGGGAGAGAGGACAGUUUCGAGAUGUUCCACCAGGCGAGCCUCUGUACUAUGGAAGUCAUCCUGCAGUGCGCGUUUUCCGGAGGGGAAAUGUCGGAGCAAACCAAAAAUGAGUACGUUGAAGCAGUGAAGCGAAUCGGAAUCCUGCAAGUUGAGCGCAACUUCAACCCCCUGUACAUGGUGUUCGACACUAUCUUCUACCUCUCCCCGGGGGGACGGGAGUUCCUCCGCCUGUGUGACUUUGUUCACGACACAGGGGGUUCUAUCAUCAAGAGGAGGAGGCAAGAACUGGAACACAAUCCGGAAAUUUUGGCUGAGAAGAAAAGGCUGGAUUUUAUAGACACUUUGCUGAUGGCUCGAGAUGAAGACGGGAGAGGUCUGACAGAUCUGGAGAUCAGGGAGGAGGUGGACACGUUCCUGUUCGCCGGCCACGACACGACAGCCAGUACCCUGUCCUGGGCCCUGUACUCCCUGGCUCAACAUCCGCACCAUCAGGACAAGGUACGGGAAGAAGUGGACCAGCUACUGGCCGGCAGAGAGGAGGACACUAUCCAGUGGGAGGACCUCCACAAACUGCCGUACCUGACCAUGUGUCUGAAGGAAGCCAUGCGGCUCCACUCUCCCGUUCCUUUCAUCUCCCGCACCGUGACGGAAGACACCGUGAUAGACGGGGUCCACAUCCCCGAGGGUUCGUACAUAGGGAUCCACCUGUACGCGCUGCACCACAACCCGGACGUCUGGGGAGAUCAGCAUAUGGAGUUUGACCCAAGUCGUUUCCACCCUGACCGGAUGAAGGACAUGGACUCUCACGCUUUCAUGCCGUUCUCUGCCGGACAGAGGAACUGUAUCGGACAGAACUUUGCCCUGAACGAAGAAAAGGUGAUUCUGGCGCGUCUCCUCCACAAGUUUACCUUUGACCUUGACCCCGCCCGUCCCGUGGAGAAGGACAUGAUAGUUGUGAUGAAGACCAGGGACGGCAUGUGGAUGAAGGUCAAGUCUACAGGGCAGACAGAUGACUAGUUGGCAGACAGGGACAUGUCGUUAUGUAACAAGGAUUAAUGUACUAAGAGUUGAUAGGCUUCGUUAUACCCCCUCAUAGCGAAAACAUGCAGUCUGCGAGCUCCAAAUUCUGAGCUCAUGCCUCCUCGUAAUUUAGAGAUCGCAGACUCGGCGUCCGAUCGAUUUUCGCUACAUGUGAGGGGGGAGGGGGUAUUAGGAAUCGGCUUGGUAAAAAUUGUUAGGACCACCUGUUAAUAUAUCCUCGUUCAUUGUUGGUGUUCAAAAGAUCCUAAUGUUUUCUGAGUAGUGGCCGUGGCUUCUCUUAUAAUUCCUUUAAUGCUUCAUCAAAUACUGACGUCAUUUAGUAAACUUACCCAAAGGUAUGACAUUUUACUUUCUGGUGACUUUGAUUGGGUGAAUCAUGUAACAUGACACGGAUAAGAACUGUGUCUUUCGAAUAUACAUAAUUUUUAACUUCGUAGGGCAAUCAUGAAGAUAAGAAUCUGUAGUCACAGACUGAACGUAGAAAUCGGAAGAUGUAAUAGAAUACCUCAUAACAAGCUAGGGGUUUGGUCAGUUAUGUCCAAAUGAGAUCGAAGGUGAACGUCACUUUGUUAUGGAUUGUUCACGAUAUGGUGAUAACACACAAAGGUGUUCGCAUCUCUUUCCGUUUGCUCAAAAGAAUUUGAUACAUACGUUUGAUCGAUAACUCCAACUACAUUCUUACUGUGCACAAAUAGGCAAUAUAUCAGAGAAUGUUUAGACCUUAAACUGACAAAUACUAGUGGUGUAAAUGAUAAAGUUGACCUGUUGAUAUAUUCAUAUCUAUUCAUAUACAUAUAUAUGGGUAAUUCAUUUGUAUACCUGUCUUUGUCUAGACGUAUAGUUGUGGUAGACCUUACGAAAGUCGAUGCACCUUUUAUGUUGGGUCAAUAAAGACUUCACUAUAAGAA
Molecule: messenger RNA, 2643 nt
Organism: Branchiostoma floridae (Florida lancelet)
Lineage: Eukaryota; Metazoa; Chordata; Leptocardii; Amphioxiformes; Branchiostomatidae
Product: cytochrome P450 4F12-like
Exons: 14
Coding region: 182-1711 (509 amino acids)
Molecular function (GO): heme binding; oxidoreductase activity, acting on paired donors, with incorporation or reduction of molecular oxygen; monooxygenase activity
Source: RefSeq, a predicted model, not a curated record